This is a messenger RNA of Erigeron canadensis, 1907 nucleotides long. RefSeq names its product beta-glucosidase 40. The transcript is spliced from 13 exons. Lineage: Eukaryota; Viridiplantae; Streptophyta; Magnoliopsida; Asterales; Asteraceae. Gene Ontology annotation, biological process: carbohydrate metabolic process. The record is from RefSeq and is a predicted model, not a curated record. Gene Ontology annotation, molecular function: beta-glucosidase activity. The coding region runs from base 178 to 1722 and encodes 514 amino acids.
AAAAACUUUUCAGUGGAAAGCACACAACACAAACAAAUAACAUUACAAUUCCCGAUUGUUUUUGGCAAUUCAAAGCUAUUCCCAUUACCAUUCCCACUCACUCACAGCUGGCCUAUUUCUUAAUCUCUUCAGGCCCGCGCCACCGUCCACUUAUACAUAGAGGAUUACCGUAAUUAAAUGUUGUUUUUGAGGAUGAAAACAACUAAUAGCGUACUCAUGUUAUCGUUAGCUUUGGUGAUUGUAUUGCUUCUUCUUGAUGGUGGUUGUAUUUUGGUUGAGGGAACAAUAAACAGAACAAGUUUUCCAAACGGUUUUGUUUUUGGAACCGCUUCUUCUGCUUACCAGUAUGAAGGAGCUGUGAAGGAUGAUGGAAGGGGUCCGGCUAUUUGGGACAAGUUUGCCCAUACAUUUGGUAAAGUGACUGAUUUUAGUAAUGCUGAUGUUGCAGUUGAUCAAUACCAUUUAUACGAGGAUGACAUAAAAUUGAUGAAGGAUAUGGGCAUGGAUGCUUAUAGGUUUUCAAUCUCAUGGACAAGAAUUUUCCCAAAUGGUACGGGUUAUAUCAACCAGGCUGGAGUUGAUCACUACAACGCCCUUAUCAAUUCGUUAUUAGCAUAUGGGAUCGAACCAUACGUGACCCUCUACCAUUGGGACCUUCCUCAAGCACUGGCUGACAGAUACAAUGGAUGGCUUGACACCCGAAUCAUAAAUGAUUUUGCGACAUAUGCUGACACAUGUUUUGAGAAAUUUGGUGAUCGGGUGAAAAACUGGAUGACAUUUAACGAACCACAUACUUUUACUGUACAAGGAUAUGAUGUGGGGCUUCAAGCACCUGGGCGUUGCUCGAUACUCCUUAAAUUGUUUUGCAGAGCCGGUAACUCAGCCACUGAACCUUACAUUGUUGGUCAUAACGUUCUUCUUUCGCACGCAGCCACCGUUGAUAUCUACAAAAGAAAGUACAAGGCAAAACAACAUGGGCGAAUAGGGGUUGCAUUUGAUGUCAUAUGGUAUGUGCCUGGUACAAACAAAACCGAGGAUAUUGAAGCGACUCAACGAGCACAAGAUUUUCAAUUGGGAUGGUUUCUUGAUCCUAUCAUGUUCGGAGAUUACCCAAGCUCAAUGAGGACAAGAGUAGGAGACAGGUUACCAAAAUUUUCUAAAGUUCAGUCGGCCCUUCUCAAAGGGUCGAUUGAUUUUGUUGGAAUUAAUCACUAUACUACGUGGUAUGCUUGGCAUAACUCGACUAGUAUCAUUGGAGUUUUGCUGAAUGACUCUGUAGCAGAUUCUGGUUCCAUUACCCUUCCAUUUAAAGACGGAAAAGCCAUUGGUGAUCGGGCGAAUUCCAUAUGGUUAUACAUAGUGCCAGGAGGGUUUAGAAGUUUAUUGAAUUAUGUCAAGAACAAAUAUGGGAAUCCUCUAGUGAUUAUCACUGAAAAUGGGAUGGAUGACCCAAACAACGUGUUUAUCUCUCGUAACGAUGCACUAAAGGAUGCGAAGAGGGUCAAGUACUAUAACGACUAUCUCACGAACGUGCAAGCUGCCAUAAAAGAGGACGGGUGCAAUGUGAAGGGAUAUUUUGCAUGGUCGUUGUUGGAUAACUGGGAAUGGGCUGCAGGAUACAGCUCAAGAUUCGGGUUGUAUUUUGUUGAUUAUAACGACAAGCUUAAAAGAUACGCAAAGGACUCUGCUGUUUGGUUCAAGAAUUUCUUGACCACGAGAUAGAAGAUUAAGAUACUUUUUAAUCAUUUUCUGGUAUCGUUUUCAUUAUACGUAGAUGUGACCAGAAAAUGAAAAGGAAAAGACGACGUAAUUAAUUAUUUUUUCUUCGUUGUAUACAAGUUCGAAAAGCAAACAUAUACCCAUUUUCUACAUAUUGUGAUUGAUGGAAGAAGUGUAGUGAUUGUAAA